ACCUUUAAGUACUGCUCGUAAGAAAUCACGUUUUUUUAAGUAUUUAUUUUUUCCUUUAAUCGGUUAACAAGAAUAAAUUACUGUUCACCACAUGAGUUUAACUUCAAUUGCAGAAAGGGGUGACCAGGUAUCCCAAACUUACUAAAAAAAGUAAAGUACAAGAAAAGUCCGCCUUUUUGGGGAAGUCCCGUAGGAAAUCCCCACACUUUUGGAAUAUUAUUUGCGCCAUAGGACACUCCCCGAGUUUUUUUCAAUGUUAACUUUCUAAGCGGGACUAUUAGUGCCUGGGACAUUUCUACCCCGACGAGUACAAAGUUGAUGCUUCAUUUGCUGCUGUGAUACUAAUGGAGUGAUUAGUGUCCUAUCACCAUGUCAGAUCGGAGCAGCGUCGGCGUGGAUCCUGCGUGCCACCUGGCGGACCCGGCGAUGGAAAACUUCCAGGUGGAGAAUGAGGUGCCGAGAACCAAAGCUCAAAGCUUCAACACCAUCAACACGCUGUUCCACGAAUCGUGCCGGGAGGUCGGCGUACUGACGCACCAGAUGCGCCAAAAGGACGGUCUGAUAACCGAUCUCAGAGCCAGACUGGCCAGAUACGAGGGCGCCAGCGUGCGGCAGGACGGAGAGGAGCCCGUCGUCUUUGGGCCCUCUAAAUCUUUGAUAGACACCCUAUUUGAAGAGAUUUCAAUGCUGAAACAAGAACUUAAAGAUACUGAGAGACAGGCGGCCCAGCAGUCGGAGACGAGCAAACUGGAGAUGGAGAGAUUGCGGCAGCAGGUAACUGCCCUGGAGCAGGAGACGUACCGGCUGACGCGGCAGCCCGAGCAUGAGAAGGACCUGGAGAUCCAGCGUUUGCGGCGGGCGCUUAGGGAGCAGGACAAGGCGCAGGCUACCAGGACCGUGCUGUGCAACUCGCUGGCCGAGGAAGCAGAUCAGCUCCGGUCUCAGCUCGGGACCACGGUGCGGGUGUGUCAGGACCUGCUCCGGCGUAUCGAGGGCAAGAACGAGCCUCUUGGCUCGGUCGACAGCAAGACGCAUGCGCCACAAGGCAUAAAGUUUACAGAUUCCGCGGCUGCACAGCAGUUCACUGCACUAGAGUUGAAACUUCAAAAGGAGAAUGAAGUGUUAAAACAGCGCGUGGCCUAUGUAGAGAGCCUGAACGCCAAGUGGCAGAAAUACGACUCAAGCCGGGAGGAGUACGUCAAGGGCCUGUGUCAGAAGCUGAAGGAGCUCAACGUGGGGCUGCUCCAGCAGGAGAUCGGGAGACUCAACCAGCUGUUGCAGCAGAAGAUCGAGGAGUGUGACAGACUGAGCAGGGAGCUGGAGGAGUCCAAGCGAGCUGACAGGGAGCGCAUCGACAUGCUGGAGCAGCAGGUGCUCACCUACGUGGACGACUUCAAGUCCGAGCGGGCCGACCGCGAGCGGGCACAGAGUCGGAUUCAGGACCUGGAGGAGAAGGUCAGGCAACUCGAGCAGCAGCUCCGUCAGCAGGAUUCCCUAGACCGGUCGUCCUCCUGUAGAAUGCCAUGGGACUCGGGACGGACACACACCAGCACCGCUGACAGCGAGCCCUUGAUGAGGAGCAGCGCCGAGCGGCAGGGGACGAGUCGGCAGGGCAGCGGGUCGACACAGGGGGCCACACGGGCCGAGCGGCCGAGUCCCACCCAGCUACAGUGCCCCCACUGUUACACCCAGUACGAUGACGAGCACACGGUUGAAUACUGGAGACACUGUGACGAGUGCGUCCACUUUUGACUGCAAGGAGCUCGCUGCACAAACUGAACAAAGAUUAUUUAUUACAAACUCACAUUCUGAGCACUGAUAAAGCACUACAAGGCCACAAGGCCUGUAAACAGCUUAAUAUUAACUCAGUAUUUUAUAUAUUUUAGUAUAUAUAUUAAUAUCAUUGAAACUAUGAAAAGAACUGUAAUUUAUGUAAUUUAUACAGCCAAUUUGACAUCGUGUGAGGACAUCUGUCAGGAGUAUUUUGAAUUUUUUUAGAUGUGUUUUCAGGAUUGCACUUACAAAGCACUUGUUAUUUGUAACAAACUAUUAAAUUAUUAUAUAAUGAAGCAUUUUGAACUUAAAAUGUCAAGUUAUUUUUUUACAUCACGAAAUAGGUCAAUGGGGAAAUUCCCAAAUCUAGCAAAUAGAUUUACAAGUAUACCUCAGCUAAAUUUAUUCAGCUUCUCUACUGAGUUAUGUUAAAUCAGACACUGUCUGUUGAAACGUUGCACUUUUUCGAUUCAUGAAUAUGGUGUGUGUACAGCAUACUAUAGAAUAAUUACUGUUAGAGAAAGAAUGAGGUCUUUUGUAUGUGUUUCAUUUUUAGGUGAUUUUUUUUAACUGUUCUACUGGUGCUGUUUUCAUUUAUGUAUAUUGUUUGUGAAUUUUUAUGUUGCUUUUAAUUUGUCUUGUUCUAAAAAGACAUUUAAAAAAAUAAAUACUAAUAUCUCAAUUGAGAUGGUUAACCCCUAGA
Molecule: messenger RNA, 2476 nt
Organism: Paramormyrops kingsleyae
Lineage: Eukaryota; Metazoa; Chordata; Actinopteri; Osteoglossiformes; Mormyridae
Gene: tnip2
Product: TNFAIP3 interacting protein 2
Biological process (GO): cellular response to lipopolysaccharide; toll-like receptor 2 signaling pathway; toll-like receptor 3 signaling pathway
Molecular function (GO): K63-linked polyubiquitin modification-dependent protein binding
Source: RefSeq, a predicted model, not a curated record